GGAAGUAAAACGCCACAAAUAAACACGAGUCCAAUUUGUUCUUCCCUCCUUAUUUCUCCUUUCACACAGCAGACCAGAGAGGCAGAGACAGUGGUUUAUAGCCGCGGCGGAACCCUAACAAACAAACAUCAGCGAUGGUGAAGGUACGGAUGAACACGGCGGAUGUCGCCGCCGAGGUGAAGUGCCUGAGAAGGCUAAUCGGAAUGCGAUGCUCAAACGUCUAUGAUCUCACUCCCAAGACCUACGUUUUCAAGCUCAUGAACAGUAGCGGAGUCACCGAAUCCGGUGAGAGCGAGAAGGUUCUUCUCCUCAUCGAAAGUGGUGCUAGAUUGCAUACUACUAUCUAUAUGCGUGAUAAGAGCAACACCCCUUCUGGUUUUACUCUCAAAUUGAGGAAGCAUAUUCGUACUAGAAGGCUUGAGGAUGUGCGUCAACUUGGGUAUGAUCGGAUUAUUGUGUUUCAAUUUGGACUGGGUGAGAAUGCAAACUAUGUUAUAUUGGAGCUAUACGCGCAAGGGAACAUCCUCCUCACGGAUUCUAAUUUUGUUGUCAUGACUCUACUUCGAUCUCACAGGGAUGAUGAUAAGGGGCUUGCAAUCAUGUCUCGCCAUCGUUAUCCUACAGAAAGUUGUCGAGUUUUUGAGCGGACUACUGUUGAGAAGUUGCUGACAGCCCUAACGUCUUCUAAGGAAGAUGACGCUGAUGAGGCUGUUAAGGUCGAUGCGAAUGGAUCUGACCUUUCUAGUGUAGCAAAAGAGAAGCAGGGAGCCCGCAAAGGUGGGAAGUCAUCUGCCACAUUGAAAACUGUCCUUGGGGAGGCACUUGGUUAUGGACCUGCACUUUCUGAACAUAUGAUAUUAGAUGCUGGCUUAAUUCCCACUGCAAAAGUUCCCAAAGAUAAAACGUGGGACGAUGCCACCAUUCAGGCUUUGGUCCAAGCUGUUGCAAAGUUUGAAGAUUGGAUGCAGGACAUUAUUUCAGGUGAAAUAGUUCCAGAAGGUUACAUUUUGAUGCAGAACAGAAAUUUGGGGAAGGAUUCUUCCAUAUCUCAAUCAGAAAGUGUUAGCCAGAUCUAUGAUGAGUUCUGCCCCAUCUUACUCAACCAGUUUAAGUCAAGGGAUCAUACAAAAUUUGAGACAUUUGAUGCAGCCUUGGAUGAGUUCUAUAGCAAAAUUGAGAGUCAAAGGUCUGAACAACAGCAGAAAGCCAAAGAAAACUCAGCUGCUAAUAAACUUAAUAAGAUACGUAAUGAUCAGGAAAACCGAGUGCACGCGUUGAGGAAAGAAGCUGAUCAUUGUGUUAAAAUGGCAGAAUUGAUAGAAUACAACUUAGAAGAUGUGGAUGCUGCUAUAUUAGCUGUUCGUGUAGCUCUUGCAAAGGGUAUGAACUGGGAUGACCUUGCUCGGAUGGUGAAGGAAGAAAAGAAAGCUGGAAACCCAGUAGCUGGUCUCAUUGACAAGCUCCAUCUUGAUAGAAAUUGCAUGACUUUGCUGUUAGCCAACAAUCUUGAUGAAAUGGAUGAUGAUGAGAAGACACUCCCUGUGGAUAAGGUCGAAGUUGAUUUAGCUCUCUCAGCACAUGCCAAUGCUCGGAGGUGGUAUGAACAGAAGAAAAAGCAGGAGAGCAAACAGGAAAAGACUAUAACUGCCCAUGAAAAGGCUUUUAAAGCUGCAGAGAGAAAGACGCGUCUACAACUUAGUCAGGAAAAAACUGUUGCCACAAUUUCACAUAUGCGCAAAGUUCACUGGUUUGAGAAAUUUAAUUGGUUCAUUAGCAGUGAGAAUUAUUUGGUUAUCAGCGGACGUGAUGCUCAGCAAAAUGAGAUGAUAGUGAAGCGUUAUAUGUCAAAAGGAGAUCUGUAUGUACAUGCUGAUCUGCAUGGAGCUUCUAGUACAGUUAUCAAGAAUCACAAGCCUGAGCAACCGGUUCCACCUCUCACCCUAAACCAAACAGGAUGUUUUACAGUCUGUCAUAGCCAGGCAUGGGACUCAAAAAUUGUUACUAGUGCCUGGUGGGUCUAUCCUCAUCAGGUUAGUAAAACUGCUCCUACAGGGGAAUAUCUGACAGUAGGUAGUUUCAUGAUCCGGGGAAAGAAAAAUUUUCUUCCACCACACCCUCUUAUCAUGGGUUUUGGCUUGCUAUUUCGCUUGGAUGAAAGUUCCUUGGGAUCACAUUUAAAUGAAAGGAGAGUAAGAGGAGAGGAGGAAACAAUAGAUGAUCAUGUAGAAGCUGACCCUCUUGAAGAAAUUUCUGAUUCAGAGUCUGAGAAGGAUACCGCUGAUGGAAAAUCUGCCGGAGGCUCAGAAAGAAAUGAUAAUUUAUCUGUGGAUUCACACAAAUCCCCAUCAGAAGUUUUUCAUGCAGACUCAUCUCAAGCUAGUUUGGCUACAGUUAAUACUGAAACAGAAGUUUCACGUGAUUUUCCUGUGAAAGAGACAAUUACAACAAAUAUAGGUGACGGGGAGGAAUUGUCUGACAUUAGUGGAAAUGGCUUAACAUCUGUCACUCCUCAACUUGAGGAACUCAUUGAUCGAGCUCUUGGACUUGGAUCUGUUGCUAAAUCAAGUACAAAUUAUGGAGUUGAGAACUCUCAGAUUGAUUCAGGCAGUGAGCAGCAUUUUGAACAGAACAAACCUUCUGUAAGGGAUAAACCAUAUAUAUCAAAAGCUGAGAGAAGAAAGGUUAAAAAAGAACAGAAAUAUGGAGAAGCAGAUUCAAGUGUUGAACAUGGAAAGGAUGAACCAAAACUAAAAGAUAUUUCUGCUAAUCUACCUGAAAAAGAAGUUCAAAAUUUGAACACAUGUGGUGGUAAAAAAACCAGCCGUGGACAGCGGGGCAAGCUUAAAAAGAUAAAAGAGAAGUAUGCUGACCAGGAUGAGGAAGAAAGGCGCAUUCGAAUGACAUUAUUGGCUUCUUCUGGAAAAGCAAUCAAGAAGGAAGAGACAUCAUCUGGAAACGAAGCAUUGGACAAAGGGAAAAAACCUAGCACUGGUCCUUCAGAUGCUCCAAAAAUAUGUUACAAGUGUAAGAAAGUAGGUCACCUGUCUCGGGAUUGUAAGGAGAAACUGUUACCUGGUCAUGCAAUAGAUGAAGCUGAACAAAAUCCCAACAUGAGUGCUUCUACUACUUCCCCAGCAGAUAGGGUGGCAAUGGAAGAAGAUGAUAUUAAUGAAAUAGGAGAAGAAGAGAAAGAAAAACUAAAUGACGUGGAUUACUUGACAGGGAUACCACUCCCUAAUGACAUUCUCUUGUAUGCUGUCCCUGUUUGUGCUCCAUACAAUGCAGUUCAGUCUUACAAAUACCGGGUGAAGAUAAUUCCUGGAACAGUGAAGAAAGGGAAAGCUGCAAAAACUGCAAUGAACCUAUUCAGCCACAUGCCAGAUGCAACAAACCGAGAGAAGGAGUUGAUGAAAGCAUGUACAGAUCCUGAACUUGUUGCUGCACUUGUUGGUAAUGUUAAGAUAUCAGCAGCUGGUCUUACUCAACUGAAGCAAAAGCAAAAGAAAGGGAAGAAGAGCAGCAAACAACAGAGUUAGCCAACCCUGCCCUGUGAAGGAUUUUUCCUUUUUUAAAGAGCUGACAGUUUUGUAUGUUGUAUAUCCUUCCAAGUUCCUACACUAUAGAGUAGCUUUUUUUUCCUGUAGAUCUUCUGGUUCUGGGUAAGUGGCUAAUCAGGAAAAAUGAGUAAGCCGGUGAAGUUUAAUACAUUACGGAGAAUUUACAAUCACUAGUUGAAAAUAGCAGUGUAAAAAGUUUAACGAGGUGAAAAUGACUUUUAAGUACUAUUUUACUAAGGAA
Molecule: messenger RNA, 3798 nt
Organism: Lotus japonicus
Lineage: Eukaryota; Viridiplantae; Streptophyta; Magnoliopsida; Fabales; Fabaceae
Exons: 14
Coding region: 135-3536 (1133 amino acids)
Biological process (GO): rescue of stalled cytosolic ribosome; ribosome-associated ubiquitin-dependent protein catabolic process
Cellular component (GO): RQC complex
Molecular function (GO): zinc ion binding; ribosomal large subunit binding; tRNA binding
Source: RefSeq, a predicted model, not a curated record